This is a messenger RNA of Durio zibethinus, 3442 nucleotides long. RefSeq lists its product as uncharacterized. The record is from RefSeq and is a predicted model, not a curated record. Gene Ontology annotation, molecular function: ATP binding; protein binding; protein kinase activity. Gene Ontology annotation, biological process: protein phosphorylation. NCBI's taxonomy places the organism in Eukaryota, Viridiplantae, Streptophyta, Magnoliopsida, Malvales, Malvaceae.
AAAGUUUUAGGGUUUUGUUUGGAUUGGUUUGGUUUUUCUUCGGAUUGAGUAAAGCCGCUUUUUUGGAAGUUAAGGAAUGUAAUAAUUGGCUUUGAAGAAGUCAACCCAUUCUCCUCUUCAUUUUUGAUCCAUUCAUUGCUCGGCCUUUCUUCAGCUGGGCUGGAUUUUCAACAUCUAUGGUCUUCACUUUACAUGGGCACUAGAUUUUUUAAAAAAGAAAGGGGAUUUGUCACUUAUGUCAAUCCAAAUUAUAAUUUGCAUUUAGACAUUGACGUGGAAUUUACGAGUCUAAGAAACAUCGCCUUCUCACCGUGAAAGUCGGGGGUAAGAAGCCAGGAGUUCAUGUUUGUUAAUCCACUUGUAAGUCAUAAGCAAAUCAUUCCAUUAAAUAGCAUAACCACAGAAAGAAAGAAAUUAAAGGCCUUCUGAAGUUAUGCCUAAUUACCAAGGAAAGUAUCUCUCUCUUGCCGUUUUUCUAGCUUUGCUGGUAUUGCCAUCUUCCUGCAAUGGCAAUUCAGUGCCAAAUAGAGAAGCUAAGGCUUUACUCAAAUGGAAAGAAAGCUUCGGUAAUCAAUCUAUUUUCCAGUCAUGGGUCACUCCAGCUACUGCCAAUGCUACUACUCAAAGUCCAUGCAGAUGGCGGGGAGUAACCUGCAAUAAUGCAGGAAAUGUAAUUGCAAUAAAUCUUGCAUACACGGGUUUGAAAGGUACCAUUGAAAACUUAGAUUUUUCUUCCUUCCCAAACCUUCUUCGGCUUGAUCUUAAAGUAAACCAGCUCACAGGCAAAAUACCAUCCAACAUUGGCUUGCUUUCAAAACUUCAGUUCCUUGAUCUUUCCACAAAUUCUUUAAACAGCAGGCUUCCUCUUUCUCUUGCCAAUCUCACUCUAGUUUAUGAGCUUGACAUUUCACGAAACAACAUAACAGGUGAAUUAGACCCGUCUUUAUUCCCUGAUGCAAAUAGUCGAUCUAAAACUGGCCUCAUGAGUCUCAAAAAUUUUCUCCUCCAAGAUACUCUGCUUAGUGGCAGAAUUCCUAAUGAGAUUGGCAAUUUGAAACAUCUGUCUUUACUAGCUCUAGAUGGGAGUCAUUUCUGUGGCCCUAUCCCUCCAUCUUUGGGUAAUUUGAGCAGUUUAACCGUUCUACAGCUUUCCAGCCUUCAACUUUCAGGAAACAUUCCUGUUAGUUUUGGCACUUUACGCAAGUUAAAUAUUCUUUAUUUGCACAUAAACCACUUAUCCGGUUUUGUACCGGAAGAGUUGGGAAAUCUUUCAUCAUUAGUAGUUCUCCAUCUCGCUGAGAACAACUUUAGUGGUAACUUGCCAUCAGAAGUUUGUGGAGGUGGAAAGCUUGUCAAUUUCAGUGCCUCCUUCAACAAUUUCUCAGGUCCUAUUCCAAAAAGCCUGAAGAAUUGCAAGACCUUGUAUAGAGUUCGGCUCGAAUAUAAUCAACUUACAGGAAACAUAGCCCAAGAUUUUGGUGUGUACCCAAACCUCACAUAUAUUGACUUGAGUUACAACAAACUGAGUGGUGAACUCUCGCCAAAUUGGGGAGAAUGUCGGAACUUGACACUGCUGAAAGCUGCCGGUAAUAUGAUAGGUGGUAAGAUCCCAGAUGAGAUUACUCAGUUGAACCAAUUAAUAGAGCUUGACCUUUCUUCCAACCAACUUUCAGGAAUCAUUCCUACCCAAGUUGGAAAAUUAUCAAAAUUGUUGUCCUUGAGCCUGAAAGAUAACAAACUUUCAGGUCCAAUACCUGUAGGAAUUGGAGGACUAUCGAAUUUAGAGUCUCUGGACCUCUCCACGAAUAUGCUCACUGGGCCAAUUCCAUACCAGUUGGGGGACUGCUCCAAGCUGCGGGAUUUACGUUUGAAUGAAAACGGCUUGAAUAGCACAAUUCCAUAUCAAAUUGGUAAUCUUGUAGCCUUGCAAGAUUUACUUGAUUUGAGUUAUAAUUCACUUUCUGGAGAGAUACCAUUGCAACUUGGGAAGCUUACAAGUUUGGAAAGCUUAAACCUAUCACACAACAAUCUCUCCGGUAAAGUUCCUUCUUCAUUUAGCAACCUGUGGAGCUUGGUGGCUGUUAAUCUCUCAUAUAAUAACUUGGAGGGUCCUCUUCCCAACAGCAACUUCUUUCGGUCAGCUCAACCAGAGGCUUUUAGCAACAACAAAGAUCUAUGCGGUGAAAGACAAGGUUUAAAACCUUGCAAUGCCACAUUUACAGAGAACGGUGGAAAUGAUAAGCGCAAGAUCGUUAUAAUUGUUGUUGCAUCUUUGGCAAGUAUAUCAAUCCUUUUAAUGGUUUGUAUAUGGAUUUUAUCAUUUCUCCGUUACAGAUCAGUAAAUCAGUCCAAAGUUGAAGGUAGAGCAAACAGAGAAAACCUUUUCUCAAUAUGGCAGUUUAAUGGGAAAUUCAUGUACAAAGACAUCCUUGAAGCUACAAAGAAUUUCGAUGAGACAUGCUGCAUUGGAGUGGGAGGAUUUGCAAAAGUCUAUAAAGCGGAAAUGCCAGAUGGUCAAGUAUUUGCUAUUAAGAAGUUGAGCUCCCAUACUGACAUAGAGAUGCAGCUGGUGAAAAGUUUCAAGAAUGAGGUUGCAGCUCUGACAGAGUUAAGACAUCGAAACAUCGUAAAACUCUAUGGGUUUUGUUCUGAAAGAAGACAUUUAUUUUUGGUGUAUGAGUUCAUGGAAAGGGGAAGCUUGGCUAAGAUCUUAAGCAAUGACGUAGGAGCAAAGGAAUUAGAUUGGACGAAAAGGAUUCAAAUUAUUAAAGGGGUUGCUCAUGCUCUAUCUUAUAUGCAUCAUGAUUGUGUUCCACCAAUAAUUCAUCGAGACAUAUCGAGCAAGAAUGUCUUAUUGAGCUCUGAACUUGAGGCCCGUGUAUCAGAUUUUGGCACUGCAAGGUUGUUGAACCCUGAUUCAUCCAACUGGACAGAGGUUGCAGGAACUUAUGGCUAUGUUGCUCCAGAGCUUGCUUACUCUAUGGCAGUCACUGAAAAAUGCGAUGUAUAUAGUUUUGGUGUUUUGGCACUCGAAGUUCUGACGGGAAACCAUCCUGGGGAACUUAUAUCAUAUCUACAUUCAUCCCCUGAUCAGAGAAUCGGCUUGGCUGAUGUGUUAGAUCCCCGCCUCUCUUCUCCUGUGGAACAACAAUCUGAAGAUGGAUUAUCUUUCAUGUUAAAUCUUGCAAUUUUAUGUUUUAAUCCCAAUCCCCAAUCUCGACCAACUAUGCGUAGUGUAUCUCAGCAGCUUGAAGUAGGUUGCUUCUGGUAGAGAUGGAACUCGACUGCAAGUAUCUUCUAAGCUAUAAACAAGUGAAUUAAACUCCCUCAUGCUCAGCUUAUUGUUGUUUUUUUUUCAUUUUUUAACUCUUGCAUCCAAGCUUAUGCUUAUUUUGCUAUUUUCGUUGUGCUCAAAUUAAGUAUCCUUUGAAUGUAUCAAGUA